AUGAAGUUUUGGCGGGUUACAAGUGCGAGCUCUGUCGCCCAGUUCCAUCCCAGAGAAGGGUUUAAGGCACCAAAUGAAACAGACAGAAUUACGUUGGAUCCUCAAAACGAACGUGAAGCAAAAAUGCUCUUGGAUCAUACGACAAGGCAUUUGGAAUGGGGAAAUCGGAUUCCGACCUCAUUUAUCUCCACUUAUAUCAAUGACCGUCCGGCGAAGCACGAAGCCCAACGACGCGUUCAAGCAGGCGAGGAGGACGUCAUUCUUUGGGAGAUGGAAUUAGAUGAAGAUGUUGAAGACGAGAUAGAGUAUGCCGACAUGUACUUGAUGGCAAGGGAGCUUGGAAUUCGGAUCAAGGAUAAUGCGUUCCAUAAUGCGAGACAUGAAGUUGUGUUUGUGGAUCUGAUUCCGCGACGCUGUUUUGUUCGCCGACAAAAAUUGACAAACGGAAAGGGGCGUAAGUAA
This is a messenger RNA of Penicillium olsonii, 462 nucleotides long. The record is from the annotation of a GenBank genome assembly. Lineage: Eukaryota; Fungi; Ascomycota; Eurotiomycetes; Eurotiales; Aspergillaceae.